AUGGUGAAGCUGCUACUAAGCCAUAGGGUUCAAAAAUUUUCUGGCAAAUUCUAUCCACAAUUUGUAUAUGCCACUAAUAAAUUCCCUGCAGCAAUCUUUCAUUUAAGGUCACAACAUGUUCUUACUUCACCAAGUUUUGCAACUUUCCAAAAUCUUAAUGCUCGACUAAAACGCAGUUUUAUAAAGGUUUGCGCGAUGAGAAGGAGAAGGGCAGGUAUGCAGACAGAUACUUAUGUCUUAAUGGAACCUGGUAAGGAUGAAGAAUUUGUUUCUGAGGACGAACUCCAAAGUAGAUUGAAGGGUUGGCUAGAAAAUUGGCCUGGGAAUUCACUACCGCCUGAUCUUGCAAGAUUCGAGACUAUUGAUGAUGCUGUACGGUACCUAGUCACGUCUGUAUGUGAACUUGAAAUCGAUGGAGAUGUCGGUUCAAUUCAAUGGUACCAAGUUCGUUUGGAAUGA
Molecule: messenger RNA, 459 nt
Organism: Fraxinus pennsylvanica
Lineage: Eukaryota; Viridiplantae; Streptophyta; Magnoliopsida; Lamiales; Oleaceae
Source: the annotation of a GenBank genome assembly